UGUCACUUAUAUGUCAUCCUUGAAUGACUGGGGGAAAUGCCAUGAUGUGUUGUGAUGUAUUUUAACAGACUUUAUAGCACUCUUCUUUCUGACUCAGCGCUGACAGCCAUUUUGAAAAGUGAGCGGUGGAAUUUACUACUAAACGUACAGUUGCUAUUUAGUUAGUUAGUCAGUUAGUUAGUUAGCAAGCAGUCUUAACUCAUGUAAAUUAAGAGAAUAACGAAUGGAUCCCAGUAGUCUAAAUCCAGAGUUGACAGCAAUGUAAAAGUAGCUUUGUGCUAUGACUGAAGAGCGUCGGCCAUGUUGUGCAGGUAACGGCACACCUGACACUAUUUAGCCGUUAACUGCAUCCACCCACGGCUCUACUCCACGCGAGAUGGCGCAACCUCGCCGAGUCCAGCUCACGUCUUUGCCCACUGACGUCCGGUCCUGUGCGGUCAACGGAACCGUCCUCGCCCCGAAGUCUCCGCCAGAACGCGGCGGUGGUUCCCGGCCAACGACGAACUGCGUGCCGGGUUCGGUGCGCCUCGUCAUCGCCUUGUUUGAGCCGGAUGAGCGCAGCUUCAGCGAGUUUAGUUACACUCAGCUGCUGGAAAGCAAGAAGAGCAACAAAAACGAUGAAGUCAAGCCUCAGUCCAGAUUCGAGGUGGAGGAGCAGAGGGAGAAGGAGCAGAUGGCUGACCUUGCGAAGAAGAUGGAGAAAAAAUAUACAGUCAAGAAAAAGCGAGACCGCGUUCAGGACUUGAUUGAUAUCGGCUACGGAUACGAUGAUGAGGAUUCCUUCAUUGACAACUCGGAGGCUUACGAUGAGUUUGUGCCGUCCUCCAUCACCACCAAAUUCGGAGGCUUCUACGUCAACUCUGGUGUGCUGCACUUCCGCCAGGUUUCUGACACUGAAACGGAUGAUGGGACCACAGGAGAGAGAAAGCCAGAAACCGCCAAGAAACGUGACCUGAAAGACGGACAAGAGAUGCCAAAGAAGAAAAGGCGCAGAAAAGUUCUGCUGGAUAAAAACGAUGUUGAUGCAAAUUCCAGAGUCUCAUCUGAGCUUGCAGCGGGUGAUGAGCUGACGAUGAAGAAGAAGAAAAAGAAAGCGGCCGUCACUCUGAGCGUCACCAGCAUGCUGAAGAAGUUCCGGCGGGAAAAGGAGCGAGAGCGGAAGAAAAUGGAGAAAGCUAAACAGCGCAUGGCGAGCAUCCCACUAAGUCCUGUGACACCACACUGCCCGGCGGACGCGGGUGGCGGCGGGGGCUCGGGAUUGGCCGACCCGCUGCUCAGCUUGAUCGGAUCCACAGAUGAACAGGCACUUCUCCAGGCCGCCAGUACGGUGGAAUUUGACAUCGACCUGGACUGUUUGUUGGAUGUCGGUGACGAGAUAUCAACACCCCAGUCUUUAAUGGAGGCGCCCCCUCCAAACCAGCCCAGAACAGACCAUCCACACCCGCCUGGAGCCUCUUGCGAUGCAACACAGCCUCCAAGCAGAAAAAUGACCCAAUCACAAAAACCUAAUUCAGAGAUUGUGUCAUCUUUUCAUUGCGCCGUCCUACCAGAGGGACUCCCGCCUCCACUAGAGAGCAGCAUCAAGAAAUUGAUGCUGGCAGCCAAGACCGCGGAGGGGGAGUCCAAACUCAAGUUCUUCACCCCGGAAAUCAACUCUGUCCUGCUAGACAUAGAGUGUCAAUGUCGUGAGCACGGCGGCCAGUUGCGCUCCCGGGUGUACACGCACCUGUCCUCUUUCCUGCCCUGUAGCAAGGAGACGCUCCGGAAACGUGUCAAGAAACUCAAGCUUGCAGAAGGCCUUUCAAACAUGGGGGAUCCCAUGCAGAAGUUGAAGGAGGCCAUCGGGCGAGCCAUGCCCGAGCAGAUUACAUGUUUCAACCAACAUUGUCAAGAAUAUGAGCAAGUUAAGACCCUGAGGAUGAUGGAGGAUGGGAGUGACGUCAGGCAUGGUGGCAUCGGGAACAAUAUGGAAGAGAAGGGGGCAAAAAGAGGAGGCGGUCCAAAGAAGUUGUUCAAAUGGAAUGAGGAGAUCAGGGAGUUGCUGCGUCACGUGCUGAGAGAAAAACUUGCAGUAUUUGAAGAGAGGAGUGAAGGGAGGCAGCAACUGGAGGAGUGCCUCAAGGCCGUAUUGGUCAAGGACAUCAAGCCUCUCUGGCCCAAAGGCUGGAUGCCGUCCAGGGUGCUGCUUAGUGAGAGCAGGAAGAUAUUGGGCCUCCGGCUGACGUUUCCGCUGAAUACACCCAAUGUGUUCCUCUAAGGAAGGAAGGACACCCUGCCCAACUCCAAAGAACUGGCUCCUCUCUUCUACUACCAUUGUUCCACUGGACCCCGAGCGCCUUCUCCUCCCUCCUCAUGCUGAUGAUUCUGCUUGUGUAUGAGAUUUUGUUUGUGCCUCCAGUUUUCCUAUGGUUCUGGGAAACAUAAAUCAGGCGAGAAACUUUGCGGGGACUCAAAUAACAUUUUUCUCUUUUCCACACCACAAACAUCCUCUCGAUAAUUUGUUCAGGUGCUGCUGUGCACAAAACAGUUGGCUGGCACUACGGACGUGGACAAAAAGUUUCUCAUGGCAAGAAAGGCCCACAAGGAUCCAUUCUUAAUGUUUUCUUAUACAACCUUUUGAGGUAAUAACUGCAAAUAAAAGAUGUCUGUAAUUCU
This is a messenger RNA of Hippocampus comes (tiger tail seahorse), 2655 nucleotides long. RefSeq names its product ubinuclein 1 (gene ubn1). The transcript is spliced from 13 exons. Lineage: Eukaryota; Metazoa; Chordata; Actinopteri; Syngnathiformes; Syngnathidae. The coding region runs from base 377 to 2257 and encodes 626 amino acids. Gene Ontology annotation, cellular component: nucleus. Gene Ontology annotation, biological process: chromatin organization. The record is from RefSeq and is a predicted model, not a curated record.